AGAUUUCGUCCUAGCAACGAAUGGCGGAAUAGCAACAUUUUCCUGAUGUGAACGUCACAAACUGGAUAUUUGUUUCAUGAUUUCCGUCAAAUCAGGAUUCAAUUGAAAGCUAUCAGAAAAUUUGAAACAUGGCGGACACAUUGGCUCUUAAACCGUGUACCCCUGGCAGUCCAAAAAAGAGAGUGACUUUAUCAGCAGGGAAGGAUCAUGAGAAUAGAAAUGGGAGCGCCACAGGGAGAAAAACGCCUGGCAGCCCAAAUUCUGGGGAAUACUCUAAACCUGUGGUCAGGAGUGCAGUUAGGAGAUGGAAGCGACUACACGAACAAAACAUGAUGGAAAAGUUAGUGGUCAUCAGGAAUGAAAAGAAACAGAAUGUCAGACUAUCAAAAGAUGAUGCUAAGAAAGUUGCAAGGAAGAUUCCAAUUGAAAUUCUUGCUAGAGAAUGGCUUAAUGAUAAUGAGGCAACACUUGAGGUCAGAGCUUAUUUGGUUGAUAAAGUGCUACCCACGCUCAUCCUGGGUGUAGAAAAACUACUUAAUGAGGCAGACAGUAAGGGACUUGCAGAAGAAGGAGAAGUAGCACCAAAUUUCAACCCCAUCAACUUCCUAGCUCAGUACCUGAUGAGGAACAAUCCUAAAUACUGUAACUUAUCCGAGGCAUCACCUUACGUUAGGGGACUAAGGGAGGUGGCUGAUGACCUCAAGAAACAGUUGUUCAACAUAGAGGACAACAGAUUGGCAAGAAUUAAGGCUGAGGCCAAGAGAAGGAGAGAGGAACGAGAUAGAUUAGAACUACUCAAACAGCAGGAGAAAGAGCGACGGGAAACUGCCUUCAUGGACCAGUUCUCCAACUGGAACGUCCAGCCUGAUGGCAGAGUGGAGCUAUCUAUUGUUCAAAAUGCCUUGCGGUCAUUUGUUGAAAUUGCCGAAACUUUCCCAGAAGAGUUACAAAAUGCUGCCAAAUUGAGCCAUGCACUGGAACCAACAGACGAGACUGGAAAGUCACUAACAGUUAAAGAAUUUGCUCGAUACAUGGGAAUAUUUGUGGAGGAGCUGAGUAAAGAAAUCUUUGAUGAAUUCAUGACACACUUGUCCAAGUGUGCGACGUCUCACAGAGCGGCAGCCAGUCGUGAGGCGCGGCGUAUCCUGCUGACCAACCUCUUCAUCACUUGUGACCACAGCGGAAUUGGUUUACUGGACCGACACAGGAUUUUGAGUCUGUUUGAAUCUUACUGGGAUUCCCUGAAGGAAGACAUUAAGAGAAACCUAAGGAACCCAAGAAGAUGGCCGGUGGCGGAGGUUGACGAGGUGGUUGACUAUUUCGAUGACGAUGAAUUUGACAAACCAGAGGAAGCUAAACCAGAAGAGGUUCCCCAGACCCAACAACACUCAGGAGACAAGCAGGAGGAAGUACAGCAGGACACCACUGCUGAUGGUGCCACUACUGAAACUGCAACGGAGGGAGACAAACCCAAGGAAGGUGAGGCUGCGGCAACUGACGCCCCCAAGGAAACAGAGGGGGAGAAACCUGCCGAGGGAGAGGCACAACAGCAAGAGGUCACACAGGAGGUGGCCAAGCAAGAGGUCACACAGGAGGAAGCUAAGCAGGAGGAAGCCAAGCAAGAAGAACAAUCAGAGAAAAAAGAAGAAAAGACAGAGGAAAAGCCAGAGGAGAAAGCUGGAGAAAAAGUGGAAGAAAAACCUGCUGAAAAAACCGAAGAAAAACCUGCCGAAAAAGUAGAGGAAGAAACACAGAAGGAAGAGCCAACAAAGACAGACGAAGUAGUGACAGAUGGACAGACAAAAACAGAGACAAAAGAAGUUUCAGCAGAAAAGACAGAAGACGGAACAGCUGAAAAAACAGAGGAGAGCCCAACUGAUAAACCUGAGGAGGGAACAACAGAAAAGGCAGAGGAAGAGGCAACUGAAAAGAAAGAGGAUGGGACAGGCGAGGAGGACGGUGGAAAGGAAGGAGAGAAGGAAUCACCGAAAGAAGGAGAUGAGGCAGCCCCAGAGGUGAAGGAAGACCCACCCAAGACAGUUCAGGCAGAGAACACGUUAGUCACAUUCGCUGUUGGCACAACAUUUAGCCGGGAAAAGACAGCAGUGACCCAUAUCAGUAAGACGUCUGGUGCGUCAGCAUUCGACGAGAACUCGCUGAAUGUGUCGCAGUUUGUUCAGCUGACCGAGACAUUCCUGGGAGAGGAGACUGUGGAAAAGGACACCUUUGAAACCCUCACCAAGUUUGUCAAGGGAGGGUACGAGGAAACGGAGGACGAGAAAAUGGAGAGGCUCAUGAAGGCCCGUAAAGAGGCCCUGUCCUCCCAACGUAAGUACCAGAUGGACAUCCUGUUUGAGAAGUGGGACAAUGACGGGGCUGGCUACCUGGACUUAGACGAAGUGGAAACAGUGAUGCAGAAAUACAAGGAGGGACAAGAGAACCAGGCCAUAGAAAGAGCAAAGGUGAGCCUGAAGAAGCAAGCUAAGUACUCACAAGACAACCGCCUGAGUCGACGCGAGUUCCGACAGUUUGUGCUGCUCGUGGUGGAGGAGCUACCAGGGGCUGACAGCUUCGAUUACUUCGUGGAGUUCCUUGUCAACAGUGUUGAGAGGACGUACGCUGAACGUAUCAGAGGAGAGGCCAGGAAGAAGUGGCUUCAACAGGUGGUGAAUGCCGCAGAGACGGGCGGUGCCAGCAUGGAGCCUGUGUACAAGGCCAUCUUCAAUGCGUUAUACAAGGAUGCUGAAGCCCACGGUGGGGGUAAGAGGAUCAGUGCUAAUAUCUCCAUGUUGGAGCGUAACAUUCUCGACCCCAGUCGUGGUGAUGUGUGUCUACGAUAUGUGGCCGCUACCGUGGACGAUUCCGCCUUCCUUCUCGGCAAAAUCCUAUUUAGCGACAUGAAGGGGAUUAGUUUUUCGUCUGUUGAGAAUGGUAAACCCAUCCAUGUACCUCGAGUGUACAACCACGGAAACAUCCAGUUCUGGAACCCGUACCGCGUACCAGAGGACCGUGAGGGAUCGUUCAUCGUGGUGCCCCUGAAGGACAAGAGGAAGCGAGUGUUUGGACUGCUCGGGAUUGACACACUAAAUGACAGACAUACAAAGACCAUCUUUAUCACUCAUGAGAUUCAGUUCUUCCAGGGUGUAGCCAAAUCCUUCAGCAUUGCCUACCACCAUGUGGAUAUGAGCAAGAAACUGCUGCGGAUCACAGAGAGUGCCGUGUCGUGGAUCCACAGACGGAGUCCACAUGUCCACGAGAUUACCACGUACAUGGUGGAGCCGGAGGGCCAGGAGAAGGAUUAUGUCCUUCGGAAAAUGAUGACAACCGAUGCCAAGGGCAACGUGAUCAACAUGACCAACCCCCCACGAUUGGAGAGGAAAGACAAUCUGUUCAGGGAUUACCUGUUUAAGUGUGUGGAUAACAGCGAGAGUGUGUCCGCUGACGCCUACGGACAGCGCCACCUAGGUUUCCCGCUGCGUAACGAUUCUGGAAAGGCGGUGGCGGUGGUGGACAUCAGUAUCGGAGAGCUCAAACAGCUGCCGACCCACGAGAACAAGGAGGUACAGAGGAUGCUGAGGUUGUUACAGCAGGCUCACAAGGAAAUCACGAGGGAAUCGGCCGGCGACGAUAAGCUCAUGGUGUUAGAGGCUGAGAAGGAUGACGACAACAGAAUGGACAUCAUGUUUGACCGCCUCAUGUUGAUGGAGCUCCGAGAAAAUGUGUCCAAGAUCGAUUCCAAGGGCUUUGCCGAGCUCCGGAGCUACAAUGAUCCUCCCAAGAUCAUCAACGAUAUCGUACGAGCUGUGUGUGCAAUAUUCUACUACGAAAAGGUCGUCUCCGGCGAGUUGGACAACUGGGGAGAACUCAAGGGGUUAAUCAACAGCGACCUUCUACAGAAGAUAGAGCACUAUGACCCUACAUCUACCGAGAACCAAGAACUCAUCGCCCCAGACAAGAUUGAAGUCUACCUCAAAGAUGUUCCUCACGGCGAAGUGGCAAAGUUCGGCUCCAUUCCCGCCCAGAACAUGUACAACUGGGUGUUUGUAUGUAUCUCCCUGAUUGAACACACACUCAAAAUGAGGAAGAAUUCGGACGAUGGCGCUUUGCUUCAGUCAGGACAGGAAGAGGUCAAGGCACCUGAGCCAGCUCCAGAGGUUCCAACGGCGUAGACGUGAGGAAGUGAGGAGAGAUUGAACCGCAGUGUAUGUAGGCUGGAAUAGACAGCAUUCGAGUUUGGAAGAGAUCACAGACGAAAAAAAAUAUCGACUGAUUUACAAUUGUCGGGGAGACGAAUGACUGACAACGUAUUAAUGAUACCUUUAUAAACUAUUGUGGUCUGGAUACGAAAGUUGCUGCCACAAUUUGUGCAUUUCCUAUGACGGAAUAAAUUUGUUCGUUCUGUACUGAAGAAAAAGAGCAAUUAUUGAAAAUAGGAACUGGCUAUUCUGUUCUGUCGGGUAUGACUGGGACAAUAUGUAGUGUAACUUAUUUUUAUGUAUCAAGUUAUGUCAACAUAGAUUUGUCCGUUU
Mizuhopecten yessoensis (Yesso scallop) is the source of this 4529-nucleotide messenger RNA. RefSeq names its product EF-hand calcium-binding domain-containing protein 5-like. The coding region runs from base 129 to 4169 and encodes 1346 amino acids. Gene Ontology annotation, molecular function: calcium ion binding. The record is from RefSeq and is a predicted model, not a curated record. The transcript has 21 exons. Lineage: Eukaryota; Metazoa; Mollusca; Bivalvia; Pectinida; Pectinidae.